Messenger RNA from Saprolegnia diclina VS20, 348 nucleotides. RefSeq lists its product as hypothetical. The record is from RefSeq and is a predicted model, not a curated record. NCBI's taxonomy places the organism in Eukaryota, Oomycota, Saprolegniomycetes, Saprolegniales, Saprolegniaceae. The transcript has a single exon. Bases 1 to 348 code for a protein of 115 amino acids.
AUGGACGGUACACUCACUUUCGACGGGCUUGAGACUGCCGCCAAGGUCUUUUGCGCCCACGAUGGCGAGAUGUCUCCGAUGCUCAUUGCGCGCAGCGAGCCGCUGAUCGCGUGGCGUGAUGACGAGACGCUCAACGGCCGCCAGUUCCACGUCGUUUUCGGUGCCACGUUCGAUGGCGGUCCUCGGAAUUCAGCGACGCUGGCUGCGAUCUUCUUCGUCCGACGUACCCUCUGUCGCGCGCAGGCGCUGCGCAGCACGACUGGUGAUCUUGGCAUCCAGACGGUCGGCAUUUCCGAUGCGUUCUCCAUUGGACCUUCCCAGGAUCUCACGCUCGAUGGCGAAGUGUAA